Messenger RNA from Ambispora gerdemannii, 217 nucleotides. The record is from the annotation of a GenBank genome assembly. NCBI's taxonomy places the organism in Eukaryota, Fungi, Glomeromycota, Glomeromycetes, Archaeosporales, Ambisporaceae.
AUGGAACCAGACUUUGAUAACUUGCUCACAGCAAAUAAAAGCUCUGUCAUUAUUCCACCAGACCAGCUGGAUCAAUGGAACGAAUGCAAAAACAAGCUCAAAAAUGAACAAUUCAUUAGAUUAUUUACAGACGGUUCAGUAAAACAUUCUGGAACAAAUCAAAUUUGCAAUGGUGCAGCAUGGACUUCAAGCUUAGGAGAUGUAGAAUUUAAUACAG